AUGGCGCACUCGGCGGCCACCGCCACCGCCACCGCCGCCGCCGCCACCGCCGCGCCGCCGGAGCAGGGCUGCCCCAUCCGCGUGGAGCACGACCGGCAGCGCCGCCAGUUCACCGUCCGCCUCAACGGCUGCCAUGACCGGGCCGUCCUGCUCUACGAGUAUGUGGGCAAGCGGAUCGUGGACCUGCAGCACACCGAGGUCCCCGAUGCCUACCGCGGCCGAGGCAUCGCCAAGCACCUGGCCAAGGCCGCCCUGGACUUCGUGGUGGAGGAGAACCUGAAAGCUCACCUCACGUGCUGGUACAUCCAGAAGUACGUCAAGGAGAACCCCCUGCCACAGUACUUGGAGCGCCUGCAGCCAUGACCGCGCCCAGGGGCGGGCACAGACUGAGUUGUUCCUGCGGGGUGGGCGGGGGGCGUGCAUCCGCAGGCCCCCAGUCAGGCUCCCGGAGGCAGCUGGCUGAGGAUGGGCUACGUGCCUGGGGAGCAGGCCGAGGGGCGUCCAAGGCUCCCAGUGGCCCGCGGACCCCAGCCUGCCGCCGUGCAGGACCCCACCCCCCCCACCCUGGGCCGGCCUGGGUCCCGCCCUCUGUGACCACCCCCUCCCCUCGGGGCUGUCUUGUCCUUGCUCGAACCAGGAGGACAGCCCCUGGAGCCAAAAGGAGCAAUAAGAAACCUCGCGUGCCAACUUCCGAGGGCGGUCACGCCGCGCCCCGGCUCACCAGCGCUCACCACCUCUCCAUCCCACGCCCACGCCCACCCCCGCCUUUCCAGAAUCCUGUGUCCGGGCAGGUGCCGCGCGGCCAGAGCCAGCGCCCACGGACGCUGUUUAAGAGCCAAGGGGAGCCGGGACUGAGCGCCAGCCCAGGCUCAGCCGCGCGCACUCACACACGCACAUGCACGCACGCACACACGCGAACACGCGGGACUUGGAGGUCCCCGCCCCCACCGGCCCAUCCACCAGGAGCCAGCUCCAGGGGCUGAGCUCAGGCGGCUGCGGGGCCCCAGGAUACC
Lepus europaeus (European hare) is the source of this 1013-nucleotide messenger RNA. RefSeq names its product N-acetyltransferase domain containing 1 (gene NATD1). The transcript has 3 exons. The record is from RefSeq and is a predicted model, not a curated record. Lineage: Eukaryota; Metazoa; Chordata; Mammalia; Lagomorpha; Leporidae. Bases 1 to 363 code for a protein of 120 amino acids.